GGCGGCCGGAGCGGUCAUGGACGCGCUGAAGUCCGCCGGGAGGGCUCUGAUCCGAAGCCCCAGCCUCGCCAAGCAGAGCUGGGGGGGCGGCGGUCGGCACCGGAAGCUGCCUGAGAACUGGACAGACACUCGGGAGACACUGCUUGAGGGGAUGCUCUUCAGCCUCAAGUACCUGGGCAUGACGCUGGUGGAGCAGCCCAAAGGCGAGGAGAUGUCAGCGGCCGCCAUCAAGAGGAUCGUGGCCACGGCCAAGGCCAGCGGGAAGAAGCUGCAGAAGGUGACUCUCAAGGUGUCACCACGGGGGAUUAUCCUGACCGACGGCAUCACCAAUCAGCUCAUUGAGAACGUGUCCAUUUACAGGAUCUCCUACUGCACGGCAGACAAGAUGCAUGGCAAAGUGUUUGCCUACAUCGCCCAGAGCCAGCACAGUGAGAAUCUCGAGUGCCACGCCUUCCUCUGCACCAAGCGGAAAAUGGCCCAGGCUGUCACCCUCACAGUAGCCCAGGCCUUCAAAGUUGCCUUUGAGUUUUGGCAGGUAUCCAAGGAAGAGAAGGAGAAGAGAGAGAAAGCCAGCCAAGAGGGAGGGGAUGGCCCGGGCGGGGGCCGCGGUGACAGCACCCCCUCGUUGAAGAACCUGGUCGCCACUGGGAACCUGCUGGACUUGGAAGAGAUGGCCAAGGCCCCGCUGUCCACGGUCAGCGCUAAUACCACUAACGUCGACGAAGCACCGAGGCCUCCAGCCUUGAAUAACAGCAGUGUUGUCUGGGAGCUGGAUGACGAUCUGGAUGAAGCAUUUUCAAGGCUCGCCCAGUCUCGGACGAACCCUCAGGUCCUGGACACUGGACUGACCGCACAGGACAUCCAUUAUGCCCAGUGCCUCUCGCCUGUCGACUGGGACAAGCCUGACAGCAGCGGCGCCGAGCAGGAGGACCUCUUCAGCUUCUGAGCACCCAGGGCUGGCGGGACAUAUGACCAAAGCCACCUGUGGUUGGGGUGGGGCAGCCCCAGAACCUCCAGCCACCCUUUUCCGGUGGGCAGCACCGUCAGCCUGCAGAUCAGAGCUGCAGCCAGUCAAGCAGAGGGAAGGAGACAUUUUUUCUCACCCCGCUCUCUAGGAGCUGAAAGGUGCCUUGGAUGUGUGUUUAGUGACUUCUGGUUCAGCUCGGGAGCUGGUUUUGUGCCAGGCACGAGUGCAGUGUUGCAACCACCUCCCUGCCUUGUCUUGAGCAAGCUCUGCUCUGCUGCGGAGUCUGGACGGUGACCGAAGCAUUUCUCUGUCCCUCUUCUCUGAGGACCCAGGUUUCCCUGGAGGCGGCCCCGCUGCUCACUGAGGGCAACCAGAGCCUUCAUCUCGAUCGUCUUCAGAGCGCGGGGGCAGCGCAGCCUCAGGAGAGGACUGCGUCCUCCAGCUCGUCUGCUACGGAGGCCCAGCCGGUCUGGGCCUGAGCCCCUGCACCUGGGCACUCAAAGACUGAGGGCAGCCCUGACCAAAGAACACACGGCCGGCACUUCGAAGCGCACCCAGCAGGUGUGGCUCCCAGGGUGCUCGAUGGUGCUGCGGUGCAAGGAGCUGUCUUGCUGCCCUUCCAUGAGCAGGAGCCCAGAGUCCCCGUGAGUGGUCCCGUCCGUGCUCCGAACCAGCACAGCUGGCUGCCUCUGGGCACCAGAGUCUGAUGGCAUGACUGCCCUCCAUCGGGUCCCCUCCCCUUCUCCCCCAUACUGAUGAGCUGUGCUCAGUCUUCACUCUUGUCUGUGUGUCGUGUGAGUGUCCCUGAGCCCCACCUCCCAUACCUCCUGGGGGAAUGUGGGAAACCUCACACACAGAUUUGGGGAAGAGUAUUUUGUUGCCCUUUUAUAGAUGAGAGCACCGAGGCCCCCAGCGUGGACGGGGUCGAGCUAGAGUGGAGUGCAGACCCGAUGCCAAAGCUGCCUUCUCACCUGUGCCUCGCAGGCCCACAUCCUCUUUUCUAGCUUUGUUGUCCUCUCGGAAACCAAAAACCCCAGCUGUUUUCUGACCAAAGUGUGUUUUGUAACAAACCAUCUGGUGCCUUUCCACACGGGGCUGCAGGGGCCCACGUGCUCUGCUGGCUCUCAUGGCUGCUGGUUCCAACGAUUAAACCAAACCAAACUCUGCGCAUCCUGACACCCUGACCCUGGCUGGGACACACCAGCAGCGGUCUGUUUUCAGGGUCUUCCUUCCUGCCUCCCCCUUCAGCCCCACAGGGCUCCCCACAUCCUGAAACCCCUGCCGGGGUGCCAGCCUCCUGCUCAUCCCGAGGUGCCCCCAGGCCCGGCCUUGCUAACCUCUGUAGACACUGCUGAUCGCAGAGCCGGUGGCACCAGCCCAGGGACCACUCGACGUUUCCUAGAACCUACUCACCUAACUAAGCUUGAACCAAAGCACAGACAGAAGUGCCUGGUGCGAGUGGGUGGGAUCUGCAGGGUCUUUAUCAGACUAUAACUUCCUUUCCCUGCUGCCCUUCCCAGACCUUGGUAUCAGCCAGUUCUUGUCACGAGGCCGAGGGGUGGGCCUCACACAAGCCGUCCUUGGCACCGAGUCCAGGAGCCCGAGAAAGGCCAGGCUGUGUUUGUGUGAGUUGGACUGUGGCCUUCGUCAUGGUCCCUGGCCACUGACAGUUGGUGUGUUCCCUGUGUGUCUACAGAUAGUCUUGUUUGCUUUCCUUUGUGUUGCUGUAAAGGAAUGUCUGAUGAGGGAAAGGACAAGUAAUAAACAUUCUCUUUUUUAAAUACAAAGAACACUUGGAUGGGGCAGGGGUUGAGGGGUGGUUCCAGCAGCUCCUGCCCUUUGGUGGUUGGAGCAGCAGUGACCAUUGGCCCCGAAGUGGGACGGAAGGUCUUUGGUCCUUUGGAGGGAGCCCAGCGGGACCCCCUUUCACCUAUCAGAUGGGGGUGUAAUGAGCUCAUCUCUGGACAGCUCGGCAGGGUCAGCACUGAAGAGGCCUCUGAAACCCAGGUCUGG
This is a messenger RNA of Molossus molossus (Pallas's mastiff bat), 2980 nucleotides long. It is a transcript of the gene LDLRAP1, whose product is annotated as low density lipoprotein receptor adaptor protein 1. Gene Ontology annotation, cellular component: early endosome. The record is from RefSeq and is a predicted model, not a curated record. The transcript is spliced from 9 exons. The coding region runs from base 17 to 946 and encodes 309 amino acids. NCBI's taxonomy places the organism in Eukaryota, Metazoa, Chordata, Mammalia, Chiroptera, Molossidae.